CUAGGAGUCAACGCACGAUGUCGCUCUGCCCCGAGUGGGGUAGAAGGGGCGGGGCCAAGGGCGGGGCUUGGGACCCCUAGGUGGGGGCGGGGUCUUGCUCCUGGGCAGGCCUCUGCUGGCAUGGGCUCUAAGUGCCGGGCACUGACCACAGCAGGCAGCGAAGGGUCAGGCAAGCCUUGAAGAAGGUGAGGUCUGGAGGUCGAAACCCAGGUCAGGAGGAGACAAAGGUUAAACGGCCUGAGAGAUGCCCGGCAAACAGUCAGAUGAGGAACAGGUGGCGGCGGGGGCUGCAGAGAAUGGAACUGAGGAGGACCUGGGGGGCCUCACAGCAGAGGAGCUCCGGCAGGGCCAGGAGGCAGCCCUGGCGCUGGAGGACAUGAUGGCACUUAGCACCCAGACCCUGGUGCGAGCCGAAGUGGAUGAGCUCUACCAGCAAGUGCGACCCCUAGGCCAGGGCCGCUUUGGCCGGGUCCUGUUGGUCAACCACCGUCAGAAAGGCACGCCCAUGGCCCUGAAGCAGCUCCCGAAGGCCUCCACUUCCCUCCGCGCCUUCCUCUAUGAGUUCUGUGUGGGCCUCUCGCUGGGCACGCAUCCGGCCAUCGUAGCGGCCUACGGCAUUGGCAUCGAGUCAGCCAACUCCUACAGCUUCUUGACGGAGCCUGUCCUGCAUGGGGACCUCAUCGCCUUCAUCCAGCCCAAGGUGGGCCUCCCGCAGGCAGCAGCCCAGCGCUGCGCAGCCCAGCUGGCCUCGGCCCUGGAGCACAUUCACUCACACGGCCUGGUGUACCGGGACCUCAAGCCGGAGAACGUGCUGGUGUGCGACCUGGCCUGCCAGCAGGUCAAGCUGACCGACUUCGGCCACACGCGGCCCCGUGGGACUCUGCUCCGCCUAGCCGGGCCACCCAUCCCCUACACGGCCCCGGAGCUCUGCGGCCCCCCGCCCCUCCCCGAGGGCCUGCCCAUCCAGCCCGCCCUGGACGCCUGGGCUCUGGGCGUCCUGCUCUUCUGCCUUCUCACCGGCUACUUUCCCUGGGACCAGCCCCUGGCCGAGGCCGACCCCUUCUAUGAGGACUUCGUCAUCUGGCAGGCCUCGGGCCAGCCUGAGGACAGGCCACAGCCCUGGCGCGGCCUGACGCCCGUGGCCGACACUCUGCUCUGGGGGCUGCUGGACCCUCAGCCCCGAAAGAGGAGCCCUGUGAGCUCCGUGCGGGGCUACCUGGGGCGGCCCUGGCGGCAGCGUGAGGGGGAGGCAGAGGAGGUGUACACCGGGGACGAAGAGGACAGAGAGUGAGGAGGCCGGGCCGGCCCAGGCCCACUCGCCCAGGAGACUCGCAAGGGGAGCCGGGGCCACAUCCUGAGGCCUCCUCGGUGCUCACAUGGUGGCUUUUGGCCUCUUUCUGCCUAUUUUCAUCUCUGUUUCAUUAUUUCCCCCUUUUCGUCUUGGGUGUCUCCCAGUCAGUGGACUGUCUCCCUCCCUUGGGCUGUGAGGCCACUGGGAACUGGGUGGCUACCCCACUGUCCCCUCCUCCCCAGGGCCCCUGCCUGCAGUCUCUUGGCUCCUUCCCUCACCUCCUGUGGACCCUACUCCUCAGCCGCCCCCCUGGCACCCCAACCACCUGGGCUCUCCUCUCCCUUCCUCGGGGUCACUCCCUCUCUGCCCGCUGCGCAGUUUAUUCAGCGGGGUCAUUUUGCGGGUCCUGCAGGAAUGUGAGCUUGUGGGGGCAGCGUCCCGGCCUGUCCUCUUCUCUGACGAGUCCUCCCUCCGUGGCUGAGCCACCCCGGCCCUGAGUGGGUGGUCAGUAAAUGCUUGUUCAGUAGCCCAGCCCAGCUGGUUUUGCGCCGCCUCCCUCCGCAUCCCUCCUCCUCUUCUCUCUUGCUGGGUGCCACUCGCCCCCUCUACCCUUUCUCUUCCUCCCACAUGCUGGGCCACCGCCCUCUUGAUAAUGUGCUUUCUCUUCUCUCAGCCCGGCCGUUCUCUGCAAAUAAAGUCCGUCUGGCACUGA
This is a messenger RNA of Equus caballus (horse), 2003 nucleotides long. It is a transcript of the gene SBK2, whose product is annotated as serine/threonine-protein kinase SBK2. NCBI's taxonomy places the organism in Eukaryota, Metazoa, Chordata, Mammalia, Perissodactyla, Equidae. The record is from RefSeq and is a predicted model, not a curated record. Gene Ontology annotation, biological process: peptidyl-threonine phosphorylation; peptidyl-serine phosphorylation. Gene Ontology annotation, molecular function: ATP binding; protein serine/threonine kinase activity.